CUCUGUACUUCUCUCCUCUCCAUCACCCUCAUCGUUUAUCUACUUUGCUGCCUCGACUCUCUGCAAAUAUCCCCCAAUUUCCGCUUCUCUUUCUCCGCAUAAACCUUAAUAGGAACUUGGGUUUUUCGAAUUUCGACUUCCUUACUUUCUAUUUCUGCUUUGUGUUUACAUUUCCUUAUUUGGGUUUAGAUCGAUAGACUUCAAGCAGCUAACAACAAGCUCGCAGAUCCAUCAUUUUCUUCUGGGUCUUCUCAAGAUUUCUAUAUUGGAGACAACUAGUUUGAUUGGUGGAGUGAUCUGGAAGAGGAUAGAAAGAAGAGUCAGAUCUAAGAAAAAGGAAGCAAUUUAAAGCAAUGUCUUUUAUUGGUACCCAGCAGAAAUGCAAGGCCUGUGAGAAGACGGUCUAUCCCGUGGAGCUCCUCUCUGCAGAUGGGGUUCCUUAUCAUAAGUCUUGCUUCAAGUGCACGCACUGCAAAGGCACUCUAAAGCUUGGAAACUAUUCUUCCAUGGAAGGCAUAUUGUACUGUAAACCUCAUUUUGAGCAGCUGUUCAAGGAGACGGGUAGUUUCAACAAGAACUUUCAAUCACCUGUCAAGUCAGCUGAGAAGUUGACUCCAGAGCUGACGAGGUCACCUAGCAAAGCGGCCAGCAUGUUUUCGGGGACACAGGAAAAAUGUGCUACUUGUGGUAAAACUGCCUAUCCGUUGGAGAAGGUAACUGUGGAGGGUCAGUCCUACCACAAGUCGUGCUUCAAGUGCUCUCAUGGCGGCUGCCCCAUUUCACCUUCAAAUUAUGCAGCCUUGGAGGGCAUUUUGUACUGCAAACACCAUUUCUCGCAGCUUUUUAAGGAGAAGGGAAGCUACAAUCAUCUGAUUAAGUCUGCAUCGCUGAAACGUGCAACAGCCUCUGUUCCAGAUGCCUGAAACAACUUUAACCGAUGUAUAUUUUUCAUGUAUUUGGUUGGAUUUUAUACUGCUUUCCCUGUGUGCCUCUUUCUUUUUACCUUUUGGAUCCCUCUGAUUUUUGUUGUGGGGAGCAAAAACUUGGCUUCUCUUCUCUUUUGUUGUUUUUGUCUCACUGAUCUUUUGGGAUAUUGGUUGUGUUUGAAUGAUGUAUGGGACUGUAUUGCAUGCAUUCCCAGAUCUGUAAAAUGACUCUUGCAGGACUUUGUCUGCGUAAAUGAAUUAAUGCUUUUCAUCA
Molecule: messenger RNA, 1200 nt
Organism: Carica papaya (papaya)
Lineage: Eukaryota; Viridiplantae; Streptophyta; Magnoliopsida; Brassicales; Caricaceae
Product: LIM domain-containing protein WLIM2b
Source: RefSeq, a predicted model, not a curated record